AUGGCAACCAACGACGACCCUUGGAUGCAGAAAAAGCUGGAGGCUCCAAUGCCGUUGAUCGGCAUGUACGUCGCUUUCGCCUCCCUAGCCUGCUCCUUGCUAAUCUCCGCCGAUCUCCUCCACGCCUUCCGCUCCAAGAAGCUCUGGUUCCCCUCCUACUUCUUCUCCCUCAACGCCACCUCCCUCGCCCUCCUCUCCGUCGCUCUCAAGCUCCCCGUGGACCUCACCACCAGCAUGACCGCCCUCACGGACCGCCUCGCCAAGAUCAGCAGCCUCUCCCUCCUCUCCACCUCCAUCGCCAACUUCCUCCCCUCCCUCGGCUCCAUGUCCGACUCCGACAUUCUCCUCAACGUCACCGCACUCACCAUCCUCAUCCUCACCGUCGUCGCUGACGUCUGCAUCCAGGUCGUGGGGACGCGGUCGUUCCUCCACCACCGCGUCCUCUUCCCUGAAGAGAUCCUCGCGCUCAGCCUCAUGCUCCUCCUCCUCCUCAUUCUCGUCUCCACUUCUAUAAUGGUACUCACCACUAAGAAAUGCCUCGAGGCCAAGUACCACGAGAAGCACACCUUCGCCUCCACCGCCGCCGCCCCAGAUUUGGGCGUUGAGAAGCUUAGGAAUUUUGUGAACAAGUAUUGGGUGAUGGCGGAGACUAGCUGCCCUCAGUUUGUCAUCGCGCGCUCCUCCUCCUGCGCUGCUGCUGGCGUUAUCUGUGUCGCCAACGCGCUUACCCUGGCGCAGGCUAUUGUGCGCACAGGGAUGGCGCGUCGCAGCCUCAGCCUCACCAAUUCCAGCUACGGCUGCUCCACGGAAUGGAUUCUUCUAGUGCAGACCAUCGGGGUUAUUUUUGGCACAAUCUCCACUUCAUUCAGAUGGUUCACAGCCGUCCGAUUCAGAUGCUCUGCCAAAAGCUUAGCGCGCGAGUUCAGAGUCGAGGACUAUUGGACUCGGAAGCUUCUAGAAAUCCAAGCAAGUCCGAUACAUCCAUUCAUCACAAACCACAAAUGCAGAAGGUUGGUCUACAACGCUAGAGGAUUCGUUGUGAACAUCAUUCUCAGAGCUCAAAUGCUUAUUGUUCUGUUCAACAAGCUAGUUUUAGUGAUCUCGUGCUGCAUACUUGGCUCCGUCAUCAAUAUCUUUCAGCAAUUGAAUACUGAUUCUGGUGCAAGCCGUGAUAUUUUACAAAACGUGAGGCCGAAUUCUCUGCGGCUCGAGGGAGAGGCGGAUUUUCCGGACUACAUGCUGCAGAGCAUCCCCAAACAGAUGGAUGAAGUUCUAGAAGCGUCUAGAAGGAAGAAGCCUUGUAGGCUAAUCGAACUCUUGCGCGGUUCGACCUUCAAAGGCGUGGCUGAACUCGAAAGCCUUGGUGUUCCAAGCAUACAUGGGAAAGAGCCGAAGAGCUGCUGGUCUCUUGCAGUGGUAACACUCACAAGCAUCGCCGUCGCCAUCCCUAAUGUCGAGAAAAGCAAGGUCGAUCAGCUCGUAGAAGACGUAAGAGACGGCCUCUUCUUUGUGAAGAUUGUGGAAGAGACCUUUUACAGUGAUGAAGAGUGGAAGAAUAUAAGGAAAGCUGGUGAUCUAUGGCUGAGAGUCGAUUUAUUCCGGAAAUGGCAAGAAAUUGAUCUUGCUGAUAUCUGUUUAAGCAGUCCAAACUCCAAGCACGCGCUGCAGAAGCUAGCGCGUGAGAGCGAGAAGAUCGCGUCUGGUUUGAAAACAGACGUGCCGGAUUGCCCCAUGUUCAACCCUUGGAACUGGAAGCCUCGGAUCAUAGCGGCCAACGCAAUGUACAGGAUCAGCAGCACGGUUUUGGAGGGGUACUGUGACGAAGAAAAAGCGAUGGGAGAUGAGGAAGUGUUUGUUCAGUUGAGUAGAAUGAUUGCAGACGUUUUAGCCGCGUGUGUGACCAAUUUGAGGCGAGUGAUUGUGAACAAGUGUCACGUGAAGGCGAUUGAGGAGAGAGAGAGGAGCGUGCGGCAGGCUGCUCUUCUGUUGGGGAGAAGUGAAGAGAUUCUGGAUUUUCUAGCUGAUCGCGAUCUUCCCGCGGGUUUGAGUGAGCUUUCUGCUCCGUAUAUUGAGGAAUGGCGAGGGGCGAUGUUACUGGAGAUGGAGAUGAUGAGUUCGGAUGCCAUCACGCCAUCCUGCAUUGGCACAGCGUCUUCGGAAGGGAGAGGGAGUUGCUCUUCCAGUGGAGCUGUCAUGUUAAUGGAGCAUUUGAAGAGAAGUUUUCCACCUAGGAAUCUUGAGUUUUAA
Salvia hispanica is the source of this 2247-nucleotide messenger RNA. RefSeq lists its product as uncharacterized. The record is from RefSeq and is a predicted model, not a curated record. NCBI's taxonomy places the organism in Eukaryota, Viridiplantae, Streptophyta, Magnoliopsida, Lamiales, Lamiaceae.